Molecule: messenger RNA, 864 nt
Organism: Purpureocillium takamizusanense
Lineage: Eukaryota; Fungi; Ascomycota; Sordariomycetes; Hypocreales; Ophiocordycipitaceae
Exons: 2
Coding region: 123-716 (197 amino acids)
Source: RefSeq, a predicted model, not a curated record
UUUGGAGCUGGGCAUGUAAAAACGAAGUAGGUAGGGCUUAUUCGUUCAAUUCAAGCUUGCGGUUCCUUUUCACCCAUCUUCAUCAUCUUUCGUCACCGUCACCGAAAGGACACUCAUUCCCAAUGUCUAAACGAUUGGGCCCAAUCAUCGCCGCUGCUGGUGCCGCCGCAGUAGGCGUCGGCAUCUAUCGGAGCAGGAAAGCAGGCACUGGCGAAGGCCAAGAUGGCCCAUCCAGAAACCAAGCACAAACCAAGCGCGACCUUGAAUUACAAGGCGCUGGUGUGGGGGGCAACAUGAUGACCGGUGGCACUGAGCUGUCUCCGGACCGCCCUGAUAGAAACCCUGAGCGAAGAACAGGAACAACGGCGCCACCUUCAGAGCUCCCAUCUGGAGGUGUCGGAGGAGGUGAGGGUGCUGGGGGAGCUGGUGCUCGAAGGGUGCAGCUGCCCACGUCGGGCAAGUCACAAGACGCGACUGGAAAGAACAAAAACGUGUCUGAUACCAUGGACGACCUAGAGAAAAGCCUACCAUUCCGCGGGUCUUCAUCUUCCGAGGAACGCCCCGGCGUCUUGGGAACCAUACAAGGGGCUCUUGGCCACGGCGGGAAGAAGGCAGCCGACAAGCCGGAGGACUCAGUUAUUCGCAAUACCAGAGACAUAAGCAAGAUGGGAAGCGAGGUGCCUUCCAAAAAGAGGGCCCCGAAGUCUUUAGAGUAGUUUACUGCCCCAGAAACGUCUCUAUUUGGGUCGAUUCAACAGGGUUGAGCAUAAAAAUACUAGCUUGCCACGUCGCAUCACGGCAAGGCUUUCCCUUCUUCCCCAUUGCUGUUGUGUAGUGGUAGUACAUAGCUGGUUCACCUGAAGA